CAAAGGUAUGAGAUCGGGGAACUCUAGUUUUCAGCUCUGUUACUUACAUGGCAUCAUAUAUUAGGUAUCAGGUAAUAAGCUACUGUACAACUUAUUACAAAAGUUCAUUGUACAAUUUUCACACAUAACUUCAAUUUCUGAUGAUGUAUUUUUUGCACUCAUUUUUAUGAAGAAAGAACUUUGAAAUAACGUUUUGCAUGACAAUUUCAUCAGGUACAAUGUAUGGCAACCUGUACACAUGUGGAAUGUGAGAGAUGAGAGAAAUUUUGAGAUUGCUAACGAUACAUUGUAUUGGCUUAAAUUUUCUACUUCACGUGUAAACUUCCGUGUAUACUACACACAUACACAUGUACUGUACAAUACAAAUGUACACAACACGCACUGGACCCUCAACCACCAACUAUUGAAACAGUCUGUGAACAUAACUAACUAGUACAUAAACAACAGUGAUAGAAUCUGACAUUUGGUUCUCCACAUUUCCUUUGGAUAAAGCAUUCGUUUUUGUACGAGAGUGCUUGUACAUGUACGCUACUCUAGUAUCAUAGAAAGUGAUACUACAUUGACUGUAUUUCAUCAGGCUAGCCCAUUCAGUAUGUAAACCAAGGUCCUAUCAGGUAUCAAGAAUAAACAAGGACUAGCUGUAUUGACUUUCAUCACAACAUUGUUUAGGUCUCCCAUAGCAACCUUUACAUCAUUGUGAUCUACCAUUACAGUACUGUAGUACAGUUGAAACCAUUCCACGAAGGGAGGAAAAAUUAAGAAGAGUUGAUGUUAACUUCAUGUUUGUGAAGAAUUCAGCCAUCCUUUGGAAAUAUUGUAGUCAAAACUAAUAUAUGUACCAGAGUUGCCCAGGUAGAACUAUCUUUUCCUUUAGAGAAUGACUUGAUUUGUUUGACUACUUUAGAUACACCCCUCAUGACCACUUGUAAGUCCUACAUGUAGCUGGAUGGCUUUUUCAGUCCUGUCAACAAACCAUUGAUCCCACUGAAAGUGGAAUCAUUUCAGCCUCUAAUACUGGCCAAUUUUCAGCAUGCGGUAAAAAAGUGACUACCUAAGUAACACUGCUGUGUAACGUCAGUAAGUCAGUACCUGUGGGUGUGUUUAGUUAGCUGUUGAACAUUGUUGAAUCACCAAAUUGCUGUUUACAGUAAACAAGACGUACCAGCAAUGACAGAGAAGUUCUGGUUUGAGAGGAGUCCUAGUAGAGGACGAAUACAAUAUAGAGCAAGGAGUGCUAUAGACCGAGAACAUGAUGUGUACUGCCUCAGUAGCAGAGUUCCCACCAGUGUAAUGCCUGAACAUCCCAAUGGCAGGAGUUCCAAAGCCCACAGCCUUUACCCAGCAUCCACUGCUUCUCAACAUUCUGACCCGCGUCACCAACGAUUGUCAGGAUGGAACAGACCUCCGCAGGCUGUCAGCCCCUCUGGCAGUUUCUCAACAGGACCAGCAUCCUCUGUAAUCACAGCGUCCACAGACAUCAGGGGGACCUCCUCAACACAAGGAAGCACUGAUAGGGUUAAACCAUGGAAGAAAGACACACACAACAUAGGAAACAAAACAUACCAGGACAGUGCCACACCUUUAAUGUCCUGGGCAUGGCUGGCAGGAAGAAGACAAGCACUGGAGAUGGCAAUGAUUAAAUACUUAGCAAAUCCUGAAUGGGUCCUACCUAACAGGAGGGUCAAACAUGUAGACUUUGUAGAUCCUUCAGGAUCUUUCUUGCACAUACACUCCAAAUUCAGUAAACUUGGAAUCAACCUCCUUUGUCCAUGUGGAUUUCAUGAUCAUCACGGGAAGAAGAUUAAUCUUGAGACCAAUAACACAGGACACAAGAUCACAGCUCUGUACAAAGAUUCUUCUCAUUCCCUUCAGGAUGGGCUUGUUUUCUUAUCCCAUCCAUUACGUACUGAGGACACCAUUGUGUUGAAGAUAAAGAGAGUUGAUAAAAGAAUGAGUAUUCUAUACAUGUGCCUAACCACCACUGACCCAGCCAUGCUGUCACAAAUGUCCCUCCCAACUGGAUGCCUGAGUCCGAGCUCCAAGUCCCCUGCCUGGUUUGAGUCUGGUGUGCUGCAGGGCCUGAAGCCUGGUGACCUCCUCUUCAUCAGGUUAACAGAUGAAGGAACCCUGUACUGCCAAAGGAAUAAUGAAGAAGACCGCUUCAUCCUACAUGUAUUUGAUCUGUCUCAGCACCUGUGGCUUGGCUUGUGCCUCAGUAUUGGCAUUAGGAAAGUCCAACUUGUGGGGCUGAUCCCGAGGGAGGCACCAGUACCUAGGACCACUGCUGAGCAUGUGCAUGUAGGCCUGGGCAGGAAGUCUAGCUCGUGUCUCUGCCACAUGUGCAACAAGAGGUGUGGAGAGAAGGUUGUGUUUACUUGUGGCCAUGUCUGGCUCUGUCCGUCCUGUGAAGCCCAGCUGUAUUGCAGGAUGUGCAGGAGAGCCAUGUGCCGGUCCAGCUGCCCAGUCUGCACACAGACUUCACCUCCACAAGUCGGCAUGCCACAGCCUCCUGUGUAGAGUCUUACACAUGGUUACUACAGUGUAUAUCAUACAUACAACGCCGGUCUUCUGCACUCUGUUGUUAUAUUACUCCUCUAGAAGUCUCGUCUGAAAAAUGUGGUAGCUAUUGCAAAGUAUUGUUAGUACUUAUAAUAAAAGAAAAUUUAUGUUAUACAUGUAUAAAUAUACAGAAUAGAAUUAUCUUUUGACAAGGUGAGCAGCAAGUAAGGUGUAUCAUAAUCAUGGUGAAUUGUUUUGUGCUCUAACAUGUUGUCUUGAUACAUUUCUUACAAAGUCCCAAAUCUUAGGAAGGUUUGUAACAUUUCGUUGCUUGAGUGAAUGUCUGGGACAGGCACUUUUGGCUGACAAAAUGUGGAAGCAAUGAUAUUAUGGAAGUUUUUAAAAACUUUUGAAAGUGAAAUGAAACAAAAUUGUUGAAUGCUGGAAUACGCUAUAAUUGCUGUAGAAGAAUAUCGCAUGUUUGAAGAUAACAGUAAUACAAUCAUGUAUCAGCAUGAAAGUUCAUCUGAGUUGGUAAAUUACAUGAUUAUGAAAAAUUUAAACUGUUCUCCAACUCAUAAAUUUCACUCACCGGAAUUUUCGUGUGAUUUUUCCUACUCGUGACGUCAGUUAAGGGUCAAAGGUUGUCAGGGCACUAAUCUUCAACCUUCGCUCAACCGGGACGGGGGGCGAUAUCGACUUCAGACAACCUUUGACCCUUUGCUGAUGUCACGCGUGGGAAAAAAUCAUGUGUCCACAGCAUUUGGGUCAGAUAGCUGAGGAAGACUGAGUGAUUCAGUUGAAAAUUCCGGUGAGGAAAAUUUAUGAGUUGGAGAACAGUUUAAAUUUUUCAUAAGGCAAUACAUGUAUGUUAUAUACAUGUAUGUACAAUACUGGAGAACAUUUUAAAUUUUUCAUAAGGUAAUACAUGUAUGUUAUAUAUAUAUGUACAAUACUGUAGGUGAUGUUUGUUACUGAGAUCCAUAUUGUGAAGGGCAACUUGCAAAAGUGCGUAUGUACUUGUUUUACCCUCCCUUUUACAUGUGA
Branchiostoma belcheri (Belcher's lancelet) is the source of this 3546-nucleotide messenger RNA. RefSeq lists its product as uncharacterized. Bases 1168 to 2517 code for a protein of 449 amino acids. NCBI's taxonomy places the organism in Eukaryota, Metazoa, Chordata, Leptocardii, Amphioxiformes, Branchiostomatidae. The record is from RefSeq and is a predicted model, not a curated record. The transcript has 5 exons.